This is a messenger RNA of Gymnodraco acuticeps, 3251 nucleotides long. It is a transcript of the gene slc4a5a, whose product is annotated as solute carrier family 4 member 5a. NCBI's taxonomy places the organism in Eukaryota, Metazoa, Chordata, Actinopteri, Perciformes, Bathydraconidae. Gene Ontology annotation, biological process: transmembrane transport; monoatomic anion transport; regulation of intracellular pH. Gene Ontology annotation, molecular function: monoatomic anion transmembrane transporter activity; sodium:bicarbonate symporter activity; solute:inorganic anion antiporter activity. Gene Ontology annotation, cellular component: plasma membrane. The record is from RefSeq and is a predicted model, not a curated record.
ACCAUGGAGACCGAGGGAUGGGCGUCUCUCACCUUCGCUAUGAGGACGAGGAAGACCAUCAGUCGAUCUACAUCGGUGUCCCGGUGCCUCCUGGAUAUCGACGCAAACGCAGGCGAAGGCGCUCGAGUCGUGAAGCGGCCGACAUGGACAGGGACAGGCGCUACAGCCAGCAGAAACACCCAGAGCGCAGCCGCUACCGAGACAUCGACAUGGAGGAAGGACUGAUGGAGUCCAACGAGCAGAGAGACAUCAACCGUACAAUGUCUCCAGCGGCGGAGCGGCUACGGUACAUCCUGAAUGAAGAUGACGACCUGCCCAAGCCGACGCUCUUCACGGAGAUGGACACUCUGCAGCGAGAAGGAGACGACUUUGAGUGGAAGGAGUCCGCCAGGUGGGUGAAGUUCGAGGAGAAGGUGGAGGAGGGGGGGGAGAGGUGGAGUAAACCUCACGUCUCCACGCUGUCCCUGCACAGCCUCUUUGAGCUGAGGACGUGUCUCCAGACGGGGACGGUGCUGCUGGACCUGGAGGGGUACUCUCUGCCUCAGAUCAUCGAUGAAAUCCUCGAGAGUCAGAUCGAGGAAGGCAUGAUAUCUCCAGAUCUGAGGGACAGGAUCACUUACGUUCUGCUGAGGAAACAUCGCCAUCAGACCAAGAAGCCGAUACAUCGCUCGCUCGCAGACAUCGGGAAGUCCAGCUCUUCAACCACUCGUAAUGUGGGGCCCAGAGGUGGUCCGGGGGCCGGUUUGGGGCCGGUGACAAACAACAACCGGUCCACAGAGGACCUGCGGAUGAAGCAGCAGUCUGCAAACUACGGGCGCCUGCGUCACGCCCAGAGUCGGAGUAUGAAUGAUAUUGCAGAUACUCCCAGCACAGACCAGCUGAAAAAUAAAUUCAUGAAGAAAAUCCCUCGAGACGCAGAGGCCUCCAACGUCUUGGUGGGUGAAGUGGACUUCCUGAGCAAACCCUUCGUAGCGUUUGUGCGUUUGGCCCAGGCUACGACGCUCGGGGGUCUCACCGAGGUCCCCGUUCCCACCAGAUUCCUAUUUAUUCUCCUGGGACCUCAGGGAAAGGCCAAGUCGUAUAAUGAGAUCGGCCGAGCCAUAGCAACACUGAUGGUGGAUGAUCUCUUCAGUGAUGUCGCCUAUAAGGCCAGAGAUCGGGAGGAUCUCAUCGCCGGCAUAGAUGAGUUUUUGGACGAGGUGAUUGUUCUGCCGCCUGGAGAAUGGGAUCCCAAAAUCCGCAUUGAGCCGCCAAAGAAAGUCCCCACGGCCGACAAGAGGAAGUCGGUGUAUAACCUGAGCGAGUUGGGGCAGCCCAACGGGACGGCGGGGGGAGGGGGGGGGCAGUCGGAGGACGAGGAGAUGCCCCUCCAACACGAGCUGGGGGAGGAGCUGGCUUUCACCGGGCGUUUCUGUGGGGGUCUGUACCUGGACAUUAAGAGGAAGUUGCCGUGGCUACCGAGCGAUAUCUACGAGGGUUUCCACUACCAGUCCAUCUCCGCCGUGCUCUUCAUCUACCUGGGCUGCAUCACCAACGCCAUCACCUUCGGGGGGCUGCUGGGGGACGCCACCGACAACUACCAGGGCGUGAUGGAGAGUUUUCUCGGCACGGCGUUGGCCGGCACCGUGUUUUGUCUCUUCAGCGGACAGCCGCUCAUCAUCCUCAGCUCCACCGGACCCAUCCUCAUCUUCGAAAAGCUCCUGUUCGAUUUCAGCAAGAGCAACGGUAUCGACUACAUGGAGCUGCGUCUGUGGAUCGGGAUGCACUCGUGUCUGCAGUGUUUCAUCCUGGUAGCUACAGACGCUAGCUUCAUCAUAAAAUACAUGACGCGCUUCACGGAGGAGGGCUUCUCCAGCCUCAUCUCCUUCAUCUUCAUCUCAGACGCCAUUAAGAAGAUGGUGGGCUCCUUCAAGUAUUACCCCAUCAACACCGACUUUAAGCCUGAGUACGUCACCAUGUACAAGUGCGAGUGCCUGGCCCCGGACCCGGUGGCUACAAUGAUCUUCAAUGCUUUAGUUCCAAUGCCAGAUAACAGCUCUAGUGUCUCUGUCAUUGGGUUGAAUGUGACAGGUCUGGACUGGAGCCAGCUGAGUAAGAAGGAGUGUCUGAAGUACGGAGGGGCUCUGGUGGGAAAGACCUGCAAGUACGUCCCCGAUCUGGCCCUCAUGUCCUUCAUCCUCUUCUUCGGCACCUACUCCAUGACCGUCAGCCUCAAGAAGUUCAAGUUCAGCCGCUACUUCCCCACCAAGUUGAGGAAACUGAUCAGCGACUUCUCCAUCUUCAUGUCAAUCAUGACCUUCGUGGGGCUCGACAUGUUGCUGGGACUCGGGACCCCCAAACUGAUCGUCCCCACAGAGUUUAAGCCGACUCGUCCCGGCCGAGGCUGGCUGGUGAUGCCGUUUGGGAAGAACCCCUGGUGGGUCUACGUGGCGAGCUUCGUUCCAGCGCUGCUCGUCACCAUCCUCAUCUUCAUGGACCAGCAGAUCAGCGCCGUCAUCGUCAACAGGAAGGAGAACAAACUCAAGAAAGGCUGCGGCUACCACCUGGACCUGUUCUGGGUGGGGGUCCUGAUGGCCGUCUGCUCCUUCCUGGGUCUCCCCUGGUACGUGGCGGCCACCGUCAUCUCCAUCGCCCACAUCGACUCUCUGAAGAUGGAGAGUGCGUCCAGCGCGCCGGGAGAGCAGCCGCAGUUCCUCGGGGUCAGAGAACAAAGAAUGACGGGCAUUCUGGUGUUCUGCCUCACCGGAGUCUCCAUCUUCCUCGCUCCGGUACUCAAGUACAUCCCGAUGCCCGUGCUCUACGGCGUCUUCCUCUACAUGGGCGUGGCGUCUCUCAGUGGGAUCCAGUUCUGGGACAGGAUCAAGUUGUACAUGAUGCCGUCCAAACACCAGCCGGACUUCCCCUUCCUGCGCCACGUCCCUCUGAGGAAGGUCCACCUCUUCACGCUGGUCCAGAUCUUAUGUCUGGCCGUGCUCUGGACCCUCAAAUCCACCUUCCUAGCCAUCAUCUUCCCCGUUAUGAUCCUGGGUCUGCUGCUGGUCCGGAAGAUGCUCGACAUGGUCUUCUCUCAGCACGAUCUGGCCUGGAUAGACGACCUCCUGCCAGGGAAAGACGACAAGAAGAAGAAGGAGGACAAGAAGAAGAAGGGGAAGGACGAGGACAAGAAGAAGAAGAAGGGGAAGGAGAAGAAGAAGCCCAAACAGGAGGACAGCGAGGAGGAAGAGGAGGAAGAGGAGGAGGAGGAAGAGGAG